AUGAGCCGGAUACAGCGCUGCUUCAAGUCCCUGGCUUCCGCUGGCUUCUUUCGCACCCAGGACGACAAGAAAUUGGAACUACUUGGCCACGGGAGGGAAUACGCGGAGCUACUGCAACAGCAUUGGCUACGACUGCGUCCCCUGGCUGCUCAUCUGGGGGAGGACACCAGCGGAUCUAGAUCCCCUUCCGACCGACAGCGUUUUUCGUUUCCCCAAAGCCAGCAAUUCCAAACCAAUUUCCAAAAGCUCCUCAAAGAUCACCCCCGCAAAGCUAAAUGCCCCACUCUCAUCAAGCACCUGAGCAAGCGCUCCUCCAGCAAAGCCAAUCCCUUGUUCGUUGUAAAGUGUCCGACCACGCUUUUAACCACAGACUUCCUGGUGGAACCACAUCGCGCACUGGAACACUUUUACAACAUGCAGCGCGAGAGCAAGAUCUGGUGGAUGCGGCUGUCUUCAAAUCCCAGCCGCUAUCGCAUCGUUCCAUGCGAUUUGGAGGAGGAUCUUAAUCCCAAAAACUAUCAAGCCAUCGACAUACGAUCAAGCUACGGCGAAGCGGGAGAAGUGACAGUGGAAGAACUGAGUCUGGUGAAGAUUGAAGAUGACAACCACUUUCGACUCACUGAUGCGCGAACGGGUGAUUCUGUGCAACCGACUGUCAUACGAUCUGUGAUUGAGCUGGAAACGGCCACAUGUGCUCUGCUUUUGGACGGCUGUGAUCAUGGCCGAGAUGCACAAUCCCUGCUGCUUCAUCGCGGACUGGCGCCUUACCAAUGUGGAAUAGCCUGUGUAGACAGCGAUUCCGAACUCUCCGAAGACUUGGCCGACCUUUGCCUUCACCUGAAGCAUGUCAUUAACCACGCAGGUCUGCGACUUUGCCAAGGCCCUGGAUUUGCUUCGACCAAGGAUGAUUCACAGCUAUCAGAGCACUUGCUGAAAUCGGACAUGCUGGGCGUACCCUAUACACUAGUCUUAAGCGAACAAACGCUCAAGAACGGGCUGAUGCAGUUGCGCAGCCGGGACACUAGACUGGCGGAGACCAUACACAUAAGUGAUGUACCGGACUAUUUAUUGAAUAUAUUUAAAAACUGAAAAUAAACAGGAGGCUACAUAAAGUCGCACAGAUACUGGCGGACAUUGAA
Drosophila elegans is the source of this 1139-nucleotide messenger RNA. It is a transcript of the gene DNApol-gamma35, whose product is annotated as DNA polymerase subunit gamma-2, mitochondrial. The transcript is spliced from 2 exons. The record is from RefSeq and is a predicted model, not a curated record. The coding region runs from base 1 to 1089 and encodes 362 amino acids. Gene Ontology annotation, cellular component: cytoplasm; mitochondrion. Gene Ontology annotation, biological process: mitochondrial DNA replication. Lineage: Eukaryota; Metazoa; Arthropoda; Insecta; Diptera; Drosophilidae.